GCACCACGAUAGGCAGAAACCAUUUUUCAUGACACUGAAUGCAUGUUUGGUUGUUUCUGGAACCUACAAUAUUCUAGAGAAUGCAUGGACCUUCAACCACAAAGAGGAGUGUUUGACAGUUGUGGAGAACUAUGUUGAAGAUAUUAAUGAAAACGAUGCUUUAACUCCCGAAGUGGCUGGUUUUUAG
This is a messenger RNA of Sphenostylis stenocarpa, 187 nucleotides long. NCBI's taxonomy places the organism in Eukaryota, Viridiplantae, Streptophyta, Magnoliopsida, Fabales, Fabaceae. The record is from the annotation of a GenBank genome assembly.